AUGGCCAGCGCCGUUUCAAAUUUACAUGCGGGAAAUUCUCGCUUUAACGCGGAAGCAGCAGCAUGGGAUUCGCGCCCAUUUGUGCUCGAAGCCUCGCGAGAAGCCUCCAAAGCGAUUCUGGCAAAGCUUGAAGAUAUGCCCAUUGCAUCGGACGGGUUGCAAGUUCUCGAGAUCGGCUGUGGAACUGGAAUUCUCUCCUUCUUGCUCGCGACAGAUUCGCGAAUAUCUCGCAUCGUAGCCGUGGAUGCCGCUGAGGGUAUGAUCGAUGUUUUGAAGGAGAAAUUGCAAAAGUCAGGAGCCCCUCGCAACAUUGUUCCCCUGGCGCUUCUGCUGGAAGAUCCGAACGACUCUGCUUUGCCGGCCGGUCCUGAUGGGGCAACGCAGAGGUUCGAUCUCAUCACCAGCCAUUUAGUCUUGCAUCAUAUUCCAGAGCUACGACCCGUCCUGCGGACCAUGCUUGGAUGCCUGAAACCUGGAGGGCGGGUUAUGCUGACUGACUUUGAGGAUUUGGGAGCCGAAACAAAACGGUUCCAUCCGAUUAGUAAGCUUGACGGAGUUGCCAGGCAUGGUAUCAAUGCUGUUGAGAUGAAAAGACUCAUGGAGGACGUCGGCUUCGCAGAGGUUGAAGUGAAGUCGCACUGGACCAUGGACAAGAAGGUGGAGAGGUUCGAGGGCGAGUUCGGCGAAAAUGGAAAUGCCAAGGACGGUAUGGGCGAGAUGAUGAAGUUCCCAUUCGUGGUCUGCUAUGGUAUCAAGCACGGCCAGGCUUGA
This is a messenger RNA of Ramularia collo-cygni, 771 nucleotides long. Its product is annotated as related to phosphoethanolamine N-methyltransferase. Bases 1 to 771 code for a protein of 256 amino acids. The record is from RefSeq and is a predicted model, not a curated record. Lineage: Eukaryota; Fungi; Ascomycota; Dothideomycetes; Mycosphaerellales; Mycosphaerellaceae. The transcript has a single exon.